Messenger RNA from Aspergillus alliaceus, 2409 nucleotides. Its product is annotated as phf1/phf2 family PHD finger domain-containing protein. Gene Ontology annotation, cellular component: nucleus. Gene Ontology annotation, molecular function: chromatin binding; DNA binding. The transcript has a single exon. Gene Ontology annotation, biological process: chromatin organization; regulation of DNA-templated transcription. NCBI's taxonomy places the organism in Eukaryota, Fungi, Ascomycota, Eurotiomycetes, Eurotiales, Aspergillaceae. The record is from RefSeq and is a predicted model, not a curated record. The coding region runs from base 476 to 2269 and encodes 597 amino acids.
CCAACUCUUGGCCAACACACUGAUGAGAUCCUCGGAGAAAUCCUCGAUUAUAAGAAGGACGACAUCGCUCGUUUGAAGCAAGACGGUGUGGUGUCAUAAGGAGACAACGGGCUAGAAGGGUUGGAGGGCCGUAGUAUGCAUUAGUAACAUUUUGCAGCGCUUAGACUUGCAAUGGCCUAUAUACAGGUAGCACUGUUUGUAUAUAUAAAGUUCACAAUGCCCCGCAUGAAAGAGCCAGUAACCUGAUAUCACAAAAUGACUUGCAGCAAACACAAGGGAUGAAUCUCAUUCUCACUUUCCAGGGCGCGGGAGUGUGCCAUCACGUGACCAUAUAUAAGUGUCAAUCUUUUGGGUCUGUCGCAAAAUGUUCUCGGCGCUGUACAAGACAGCCUAUAUCUAUGUUUUGUAUUGUCCCAUGCUUUCCCCAUAAAUCUCACGGUGUAACUGGGUCCCACUGGCUAGGGCAGGGGGGCUAAUGUCACAGCAACAUGGGGUUCCUCCCACGCCGGCGUCUAUAGAGACAGCGCCACCAACCCACGGAACCUCAAGCACCACUUCAGGCCUGCAUACAUCGGCUCCCACCGUCAAGCGGGUCCCGGAGUCGUCUUCACUGUUCCCCUCGUCGAAACCUAGCCGGCCCCCGAGCACAAUUUCGAGUAAAGUACAUAUCCCAAAACUCUCCCCGGCGACCACUGAGCUCGUGGCUCGGGUAACUGGUCUUAGGAAAGGGGAGCAGCAGAGGAAUGGAACUAAAUUCAUGACGUGGAACCCACCAUCGCUCCAUCCAGGUUGGAACUAUCCGCGUACUCAACCAUCAGGCACAAUGAAGACGUCUUCCACUAUCAUAGAGCUACCGACGGCUCCGUUCGUGUGCUCGAAUCAUAUGACAACUCCUGUGGUGGCCGGACAAGCUACUACUACGUCUACAUCUACACAUGCAUAUACAUCUACAUUUCCCCAGGGCAGCCAUGGACGGUCCACAGAUCUUGUUAAUAUUACCCCCAAACCUGCAGAACAUCCUUCAAUAGAAGUCCCAACACCACCGCAGAAUCCAUUACCAUCACAACCAUCGCCUGUAGCCCAGGCGGCUAAAGAUUCACCCCCAUCCGCCCUGCGCAAGAGAGCAGCGGUUGGCCCUGGCCAACGAAGAAGUACCACCGAUGGAACUAAGCGCAGGAGGCGCCGACGUGGUAAUGAUAGCGAUGGUGAAGAUAUAGUCCGAGCUGGUAACUCGAGCUCAGAAGAAUCUGAUGUGGCGCCGACGGCAACGCAGACUAAAUCCGGCCGUCAGGUCAAUCGCCCCUCGUUGUAUAUGCCUUCAUCCGUACCGCUGGCGGUUGCAAAGGACAGCAGUAACUCGCUGGAAACAUCGGAUAACACUCAACGCCAGCCACCGGCUGCCCGGAAACGUAAGCGGGUGUAUCGCAAGCCGAAGGACGGGAAUAUCACCUGUAUCCAUUGCCAGAGGGGACACGGUCCGCCGAGCAACGCCAUUGUCUUCUGCGAUGAGUGCAACGGGCCAUGGCAUCGGCUCUGUCAUGAUCCACCUAUCGACCCUCAGGUCAUCACGGUGAAAGAGAGGGAAUGGAUCUGUCGGGAAUGCAAGCCCAUGCAGGUUACCAUCAUUCGGCCAAUGGGCUUUAGGAACAAUCCUACUCUCACGGACUCAUUGAUAGGUCCUCCCUUACAUGCUCCGGUAACCAUGCCCAAGAUGGAUGUAGGAGGAGAAGGUUAUUCCGCAGAUGAGCGACGAGGCUUCUUGUCGGGCUUAUCGCAUGCGACUCUUGUUGAGCUACUGGUUACUCUAUCAGACCAGCACCCGACAAUACCCAUGUUUCCUCAGAACCUAAAGACACUACAGUCAAGAUUCUCAUUCAAACCAACCAAGGUGGUUCCUACUCCAUCAUCAACAUCCACGAAUACCCCAAUGAUCGCCAACUCCCUAAACCAUGCUUUAACUAGUGGCAUAGACGUCGCUCUGCGAAACACGGGUCUUACUCCUGAAUUCUUGCCCACCCCUUCCUCCGCUCAGCCAACGCAACAUGACGAUCCGUCCGAAGAGUCGGAGUAUGAAAUCGAAGAGCAUCGUCUGUACCCGCGCGCCGGGAAUGGCUUCCGUCUGUCGAAAAAUGCCAGUGAUUUGGAUAUCCUGCAGGAAGAUGUCUCGUGUCGCACAUUCAGCCAUGCAUUGCACGGACCAGCCCAGGCUCGAGCGCAGGCAAAUGAGGCUGCGCCUGUCUGGGGCUCGUGGCCUUCUUAUCUCGUUUAGCUCUCCAUUAUGGAUCUCAGGGAGUGUACAUUGUUGUGAUUAUUGAAAAUUUGCGGUUUUCAUCCAGGUCUACAGAGCUACCUUGCGCAGGAGCUGGUCUGGUUACACUAGCGAUUUUGGAGUAUGGUUAUGAGUAAUGU